AUGUCGACUCUGCGAGGAAAACAAUUAGUUUAUCUGAUCACGGUGGUUAGCUCCACAGGCUUCUGUCUGUUUGGCUAUGACAACGGCUUGAUGGGACAGAUCAUCUCCGAGCCGAACUUUCUAGCACUUAUUGGCGACCCAGACGCUGCAAUUCAGGGACUCGUAGUGUCAUCCUACGAUAUUGGAUGCAUGCUUGGUGCUCUGAUGGCGGUGCUGGUUAGCGAACAGAUCGGUCGUCGUCGGACAAUUUUGCUCGCCUGCUUGGUGCACCUGAUUGGAGAUGCAAUUAAUGCGGCAUCAUUUUCGCUAGCCCAGGUUCUCGCCUCACGCAUCAUUCUUGGCAUUGGUCUUGGUCUUUUUACCAGUGCCUCACCGGUCUGGCUCGCCGAGACUGCUACCGCAGAGUUGCGAGCUGUUUUAGUUGCAGUGCAGCUUACGUUCCUUAUUAUUGGUACCAAUAUCGCUUAUUGGGUUGUCUAUGGUCUGGGCUUCCUCAAUAGUCAGAUUAGUUGGCGUGUUCCAUUCGCACUACAGGCUGUAUAUCCUAUUAUUGCAUUUGGAUUUACCGUUAUCUUGCCUGAAUCGCCUCGUUGGCUAGCCGCCCAUGGCGAUACGGAAGCGGCUGCUGCUGCAUUGUCAGCCCUGCGCGACCUUCCUGAAGACCAUGAACGAAUCCAGGAUGAGUUACAUGAUAUUUUGUCUGCCAUCGAACUUGAAGAUCAAGGAAAUUCUUGGGGUGCUCUUUUCCGACAAGGCCGUGCUAAGGUGCGCACGCGUGUCAUCAUUGCCUGUGCCGCCCAAUCAAUGCAGUCUUAUACGGGCAUCAACUUCAUCGAAUACUAUCUUCCCUUCAUCCUGCAAAACUCCGUAGGCAUGAGACCUAACUUGGCCAAUCUUGUGUCGGGGUGCUCCCAAAUCUGGCUUCUUAUUUCUUCCUUUCUCACCUGGUAUCUGAUCAACCGCUUCGGUCGUCGGCGAUUAUUCUAUUUAGGCAAUCUGGGGAUGGGAUCUUGCAUGAUCGCCGUUUGCAUCACUUUGUGGAAAGGUUCAUCUGUCUCGUCCGUCAUUACCAUCGUAUUCUUCUUCCUUUAUCUCUCCUUCUUUACAUGGGGGUGGAUGUCCAAUAUGUGGACGUAUCCAGCUGAAAUAUUGCCAUUGCAUGUGCGAGGCAAGGCCCUUGCAUUAUCUGUCUUCUUCCUAUGGGCAAACCAAUUCUGGACCGUCGAGAUCGCGCCCGUUUCCAUUGAUAGCAUUGGCUGGCGAACAUAUAUAAUAUGGGCAGUUCUGAAUUUUGCGUCAUGUCUUGUCGUCUAUCUGUUCUUCCCAGAAACAUCAUCUAUUACCCUUGAGUCUGUCGAUUUCCUUUUCUCCUCCUCCUCCAAUGCGCGUGAAGUUGUUGUCAGGAGUGAGACCCUUUGGAGGAAUAAUAUCCAUCCGGAGGUCGGAGCGGCUGCAGCGACCGCUACUGACAGUCACAUUGCAGAGAAAGCAAAUUUCCAACAGGUGGAAAAUGCCUAG
Penicillium macrosclerotiorum is the source of this 1518-nucleotide messenger RNA. RefSeq lists its product as uncharacterized. Gene Ontology annotation, biological process: carbohydrate transport; transmembrane transport. Gene Ontology annotation, molecular function: carbohydrate:proton symporter activity. NCBI's taxonomy places the organism in Eukaryota, Fungi, Ascomycota, Eurotiomycetes, Eurotiales, Aspergillaceae. Gene Ontology annotation, cellular component: membrane. The coding region runs from base 1 to 1518 and encodes 505 amino acids. The transcript has a single exon. The record is from RefSeq and is a predicted model, not a curated record.